This is a messenger RNA of Brachypodium distachyon (stiff brome), 6385 nucleotides long. RefSeq names its product chromatin modification-related protein EAF1 B. The coding region runs from base 327 to 5978 and encodes 1883 amino acids. Lineage: Eukaryota; Viridiplantae; Streptophyta; Magnoliopsida; Poales; Poaceae. The record is from RefSeq and is a predicted model, not a curated record. Gene Ontology annotation, cellular component: NuA4 histone acetyltransferase complex. The transcript is spliced from 22 exons.
UCUCAUUCCUCAAAGACCUUGCCUGCAUACGACGUACCACCCCCCUUGCCCCCGCGAGCCCGCGACCCAGCCCACCGCUUCCCGAUCUCCGGCGACGCCGCUGCCUCCGGCAACCCGCGGCCUCACCUCGUAGGCGUCUCCCGGCGUCCCUCCUGCUACCAGGACCCGCGCAGCAGUCUCCCCCAGGCUCCUCUGUUCCAAACCCUAACCCUAGCUCCCGGCGUGGGGCUGUGUAGGUCAUUUUUUUUUUUUGCAUUUUUGUGGAUGUCAAGGUCUCGGUCGUUCAAUGGCUCGGAGUUCUGAGUAAAAUGCGCUUUUAGUGAUGUAUGGGCAAAGCCUGCUUCUGUGGUCCAUUUGAUACUGAGCGGUGCUCUAUGGGAGGAAUUGUUGAAUGUGGUUUGAGCACCAACACAAAAGCUUCCCCUCGCCGUGUGGCCAUAGAGAAAGCGCAGGAGGAGCUGAGGCAGGAGUAUGACGUCCGUGAAGAUCGGAGGAGGGAGCUUGAGUUUUUAGUGAAGGGAGGCAAUCCCUUGGAUUUCAAACUUGGACAUGUAGCAUCGCUCAGUGUACAGUCCACUUCUGUUACAGAUCAGAUAGCUGAGCAAAAUGUGAUAAGUGAAGCUAAAGGCAGUUUUGCACUUGAUGCAUCACCUCAUGGGGAUUCGGUUGAAAGUAGCGGCAAACCAGGAAGUUCAUCCUGUCGUGAAGCCAACACAGCCGAUAAUCUUAUGCUUUUAGAUGGAGGUACCAGCAACAUAGGUGUGGAAAAACUUAUCAAACGGGGCACUAAAAGGACUAGCACAGCUCAACCUGAGCAGUCCUUGUGCAAUGAUGUUCAAAAUAUAAAAGAAGCCGAGGAGUCUGGUUUGUUCCGCCUUGGGGCAAAGAGCCAAGCAUAUGCUCGGCGAAGGUCAAAGUCAAGCAGGGAGAAUGCAAAUAAUGCACCUGUUAGGUCUCCACCGGUUCAUCCUUUAAGUUCCCAGUUGAAAGAUGCAAAAGGGGUAAUACAAGAAGCAAAAAAUGAUGAUCAUGGCGCCUCAUCCAUUGCCUCUCCGAAACCAACAAUUUCAAAUGGGAACAGUAUGUUGAAGAAAGCAUCAUUAGAUAACCAGGUGGUAGAUGAGAUGGACGGUGUUCAACCAAUCCAUCCAGGCCAGCAAAAAGAAAAGCAUGAAAUGACGAAUAACGAAGAUGACACGCUAGCUCCAGAAAUCUCACCAAACAGUGUGACUGAUAAUUCACAGCUUACCAGAGGUGGUCAGAUGACUACAGCAGCUGCCUAUGCAGAAUCUCCUAAUGCUAUUUUAAAAGAAACUUCAUCAAAGACUUCUUUCCCAUCUGCAUACAGCAGGGUCUUUAGAGAAGCACACAAUCAUGAAAAGGCAGGUAACGGCUGCUGUGACAAAAUCAUGGUUGAUGCUCACACAGAUGAUACGGAAAAUAAGGCUUCUGUUCCACACCCUGCCAUAGAAACGACUAGUUUUAAUGAAAAUCGAGUGGAUCUAACUCGUAGAGAUGCCAUUAAAAUUAUUGACGAGCAUUCUGGUAAAACUGAUAAUUUUGUAUCAGGGAAGGCUGGUGAAAGUUCUGAUGAAAGCUUGAGUAACGUUGUAUCACAUGACAGCAACGUCAAGAAAAUUGGUCUACUGGAAGGCAGUAGCAGGGCCACUGCCAUGGAUGACAGUUCUACUCCUAUACAACCAGAAGUCAACAGUGCUGUGGAAGAUGAAAUUGAAGUUAGGAACAAAGUAAUUGGUGCGCAAAAGGAGACAGUACAUGUUACUACUUCUGAUUGCAACAAAGGGAAUCGUGCGGCAGGUUCUAAUUUGGAUAGAAACAACACAUAUUCUAGUGCUUUGAAUGGUCCCGAUAAGUCGGAUUUUGUUUCUGUGCCCCCCGUGUUGCUCACAGAGGAUAUGCCUGAUUCUGUGCAUAACCUUGAUGGUACUAUUAACAAAUGUAGUGGAAAUGAGGCAACACUGGCAAAGAAGGAAUGCGAAGAUUCUAUCAUGGCAAAGAAGGAAUAUGAAGAUUCUGUACUUAAAGCGGCUCAGUUUAUAGAGGUAAAUGUUAAGAGAGCUGGUGAACGAGCUCUCUGCAAUAUUUCUUUGGAGAAGAAGCGGAAAAGUCACUGGGAGUUUGUUCUGGAAGAGAUGGCUUGGAUGGCAAAUGACUUCAUGCAGGAGCGUCUGUGGAGAUGUGCAGCUGCAGCCCAAAUGUGCCACUGGAUUGCCUCCAGUGGUCGAGAUGCAUUUGAAGAAGCAAACAUUCAUAAAAAACAGAAAUCUGUUGCUAGAUUUCUGGCCAAGGGUAUUUUGAGUUUUUGGCGUUCAGCUGAGACUUUACGAGCUACUAGUGGUGAGAUUCCUAAAGCGACACAAAUAGAGAAAUCAGUUGGGCAUGAAGAAACGAAGCUGGCUGGAAUCAAAGCAGGAAAAGAACUGGGUGAUGAAUCCUUUGAACAAGACAAGUCUAAGUUGUCUGAUCAAUCUCCUAUUUGGAGUUAUGCUCUUCGGUUUCUGGAGUACAACUGUAAUGCGCCCGAAUGCCUUUCAUUAGCUGAAGCACCUCCAACUCCUGAGAGGCUAAAUGAUUUUGGCAUACUAAAAGUGCCAGAUCAACUUUCAGAAGAAAAUCUCUUUUAUGUAGUAGCCCCUGGUGCAAUGCACACAUAUAGAGAGUCAGUGGAGUCUCUAUUUGUGUACAAUAAGAGGUUCGUUAACACUGGACACAAGGAUGAUUAUGAUCCAUCUACAUGCGAUUCUGUUUCAGAUAUACAUAGGGAGAAUGCAUAUGAAGAUGAUGAAGGUGAGGGAUACACUUAUUCAACGUCCAAGUUGGGUCAUAAGAAGAAACAACAGAUGCAUCAGAGGAUGAAUGGCACAAGACCAUAUGAUAUUGGUGUCGACUUGCCUUAUGAUCCAUGCUUGGAAAGCAAGUCAGGAAACAAGCCGUUUUUAUCGAAUGGCAAAAGGCCUCCAGACUUCCUUUCAAUUCCUACAAAGCGCAUACGCACAGCUGCUAGACAACGAGUUGCAAGCCCCUUCCCGGCUGGUGUUGCUGGAGCCUCUCAGUUCACAAGUAAAACAGAUGCCUCGAGUGGAGACACAAACUCCUGCCAAGAUGAUCAAAGUUCAUUGCAUGGAGGAUUCUUUCCCAGGAAGAAUGCAGAUAUCGAAUCCACUGUUGAUUUUGACAGACAAUUAAUAUAUGACGGCAGUGAGGUGUCUACUAAGUCUAAAAAGAAGAAAAAGCCUAAGCACCCUGGAUACAGGACACCACAAAGUGGGGCCGAGUCCUGUACCUUGAUAGCUGGAAAGAAGGAUUAUUUGAAGAAGAGGCCAGAGGCUUAUCAAUUUGAUUCAAAUGGGAUUAUUGGGGUAAAUGGCCAGCAUGCUGGUAAGAAGACUAAAUUUGCACAUCAAGCAUCAGAUAUGUCAUUGGAGGCACUUGCACCACUUGGCCCGAUGGCAUCUCCAGGGGCAUCACAAAUGAGUAACAUGGUAAACCCUACGAAGAUUAUAAAGAUCAUCACUAAUCGGGACCGUGGAAGAAAAAUUAAAGUACUGAAGAUGGCUGCUGGUCAUUCCGGUCCUGGAAGUCCAUGGUCAAAUUUUGAGGAUCAGGCUCUUGUUGUGCUUGUACAUGAUAUGGGUCAAAACUGGGAAUUAGUAAGCGACGCACUGAACAGCAUUGUCCAACUGAAGUGUAUAUAUAGAAGGCCUGAUGAGUGUAAGGACCGUCAUAAACUUCUAACGGAUAAAAGUUCUGGUGAUGGUGCUGAUAGCGCAGAUGACUCAGGCUCAUCUCAACACUAUCAAUCCACUUUGCCUGGCAUUCCGAAGGGUAGUGCCAGACAGCUGUUCCAGCGCCUUCAAGGACCAUUCGAGGAAGAGACACUUAAGACACAUUUCGAGAAAAUAAUAAUCCUUGGGCAGAACUUGCGUCCAUGUCGCAGAAAGGGGGAAAGCCAGGAGCUUAAGCAGAUAAAUGCACUUCACCCUUCUCAAUUGUGUCCAAGCAACUUCUCUGGUGGUGUUUUGAUGCCACUUGAUCUUUGUGAUGCAAUAAGUUCAAAUCCGGAUGCACUUUCUGUUGGUUACCCGGGACCUCAUACGAGUGGUUUAACGCUUCCGAACCAUCACGGUUCGCUUGGUCCUACCCUUCCAACUUCGAAUAUGAAUGUUAGGGUACCAGGUUCUCCUGGUACGGUACUCGGCAGCAGUUUGCAGUCGCCUUCAGUAAUGAAUGCUCCCUCCAGGGAUGCUCAGAGGUAUGGUGUGCCUAGACCCACCUCCCUACAGGGUGAUGAACAACAAAGAAUUCAGUAUAACCACAUGCUCAAUGGCAGAAGUCUUCAGCAACCUGGAGUUUCUGUUCCUGGUGUGUUGCCUCCUGGAGUUGAUCGUGGUGUUCGAAUGGUGUCUGGUGCUAACGGUAUGGGAAUUAUGACUGGACUAAAUCGAGGUCCACCUAUUGUGAGACCUGGUUUUCCAAGGCUUGUUCCGCCAGGAAUGCUAAAUAUGGUUUCGUCUGGGAACAUACUAUCUAACAACGGGCAAGGCAUGCAAAAUACAGUAAAUGCCCAUCCUGGCCCUGGAAAUAGGAUGUUGAGGCCACGUGAUCCAGUGCAGAUGCUUCGGCCUGGCCAGAAUUUGGAAGAGCACAGACAGAUGAUGGUUCAGGAGUUUCAGAUGCAAGUCUCGCAGGGAAAUAGCCAGGCUGUCCAUUUCAGUGGUGCACCGUUUUCCAAUGCCGGAACAUCUUCACCUGUUCAGUCCUUUCCUGUUCAGCAGUCCCAAACACAUCAGAUGCCACAACAGUCACGCAUGUUCGGAAAUACACACCAUUCUCAUAUCCGAGGAGCAAACCAGCCAAGUCCACAGCAUCAGGCUUAUGCUAUGCGCAUGAUGUCCCAACAACAACACCCACUUUCUGCAGUGCCAACUUUGCAGAAUGGUUCACAAAUGCAACAGCAAACUGCAGGCAGUGCUGUCCCAUCUUCACAAUCACAGCAUAAGAAGCAGCAUCCUGCACAAAACCCACAAGAUAGUUCAGUGCUUCUCAACCAGCCUGCCAAUAAUACUACAUCGCAUAAGCAGAAGAAGCAACAGGGUCAGCAGCAGUCUAGACAGAACCAACAGCAAAGGAAUCAAGGCAGCCAGCAAGCUAAGCUUAUGAAGAGCUUAGGCCGUGGCAAUAUAAUGCAGCAGAGUCUCCCAGUUGAUGCCACCCAAGCCAGUGGCAUUUCUGCAACCUCGAAAAACCAAGUUUCAGAUAAAAAUUUGGUGCAACAGAGCCCAGCGUAUUUUGCUGGUAAUAAAGGAUCGAUUCCAUCGGUGGUUCAAACUGGGAAUCAACCGAAGAUAUAUCCUGCUCAUAUACCUCAAUCACCAAUACAAUCACCAGAUCUUGGUAAUCAAGUUUCAAUGCAGGGUUCUCCCAACCAGACUUUGUUAGCUUCCCAACAAGUUCCGCUCCAUUCAUCGUCGCAAUUGCAGCAGCAGCAACAGCGGCACUUGAAUACAUCACAUAGUAAUAUUCACAGAAUGAUGAUGCAACAAAACCGCCACAUGAACUCUGAUGCUAGAAUAGAAUUGCCCGUUGAACAAGUCCAACAUAAUCAGGUGAUUGCAUCGACAUCCAUUGCGAGGAGUACAGAUUCCGGUAGCCCAGGUGUUUCAUCUUUACAACAGCGGAAACAAGAGUCAUCUCAUGAUCCAACUGCAAUUACCUCAGCCUCACAGCUAGCUAGCUCUCCUCAAGAUACCUUUCUUGGAAAUGAAACGUCGUUGUCAGCGUCUAACCAAGGCUUGCUGCAAAGGCAGAUGUCAGGGGGUGUGCCUAUACAUGGACAUGGUCUAGCCGCCCAGCGGCAGCAACAGCAGGCUCGGCAGCAACUUCAGCCUCAGCAGCAGCAGAGACCUGUUGUUCAAGGCAAUGUUUAUGCUCAUCCUUCAAAUUCGGGACCUGGAUGAUGAUGAAGUCUCUCUGGGUUGAUAAAUUCUGCAGAACAUUGCUUUCCCUUGUAAAUUUACUGUACAGGUGUCCGUGCUAUGGAAGAUGCAUGGAUGAUAGCGCUCCUGAUUCCCCAACUUCGAAGCUAAUUGUAGUCACCUCGAUGUCAGUUAGAUAAUUUGUUCGGUUCCAUUUUGGCUCCACCUUACAAGCAGUUCGGUUCUAGUUGCUGGAGAUGUCUCUUGUAACGGCGAAUUCCUUUCGUUGUUGAAUCGUAACCCUAAUUUGGGCCCAGCUGUAUAUUUUGUCUAUGAGGUCCGUGUUGUUAGAGACAGUUCUUUUGCAAAAGCCUGUAUAUUCAGCUCACAAGUCAGCGAAUGCAAAGUCCUAAUUGCCUCGACGUCUUCAGAACUGUCCAUUUCCAGAA